Molecule: messenger RNA, 4408 nt
Organism: Oncorhynchus kisutch (coho salmon)
Lineage: Eukaryota; Metazoa; Chordata; Actinopteri; Salmoniformes; Salmonidae
Exons: 25
Coding region: 254-3472 (1072 amino acids)
Biological process (GO): protein ubiquitination
Molecular function (GO): ubiquitin-protein transferase activity
Source: RefSeq, a predicted model, not a curated record
UUGAACAAAUUCUGGUAGGACCCUCCCGGGUUUGGCCCAUUUGGUUUUGUUUGGUCUCUAUUGAAUACCACCCAGGAAGAUAGGUUUCAUUUCCAUCUAGCUACACCCAUUAUCUCCCAGGAAGAUAGGUUUCAUUUCCAUCUAGCUGCACCAAUUCAAAUAAAUGUUCAAGGGUGUAAGAUGUAAGGGUGUAAACAGAAUCUGAAGUCAGAGCAACUCAGCACUGCCAGUGGAGCAACAUCCAUCCACCAAGAUGGAUAAGAUAUUCAAUCUCCUCGCGCAGCACAGACUGGAGGCCUACUACAAUACAUUCCUCACUCUGGGUGUCCAAGAUGAGAGAGAUUUCAUUGAUGGCGUAAAUGGUGAAGAUUUAGACAAAAUGAAUUUCAGUCAUGUAGAAAAGAAUCGCUUUGAAAAAAUGAAAGAUUUCAUCCAACGACUCAGAGCGCCACAGCAAGCAAUGCCUGUACAGAAAUCGAUGGAGUCUUUCCAUCUGCGGUACACAUAUCCCCACUGUCCUGAGCCAAGAGACAUCAGAGACAUGGAUCCUGCCCAAAACACAGUUGAAGAUCUGAUGCUAAGGAUUUGUCACCAAGAGGCCAUUGGGAAUUCCAGAGCCCUGUGCCUCUACACCAUUGAGGGAAUGCCUUUAACUGAUGAUCCUUUCUUCAACACAUGGUCUUUGAAAGACAGGCACAUUGAAAAUGGAAGUGAGCUUUAUGCCAUAUUUACACCCAAGGAGAACUUGAAACAAGCCCCCCACAUGCCACAACGAGAGAUGACUGACAUCUCAGGAGAGGAGAAUGUUCGAUGCCACAUUAUGCUCAAGGGAGACUAUGAGGUCAAGGUGGACUUGACAAGUGACACAAUUAGAGUCUUGAGACAAAAGCUCUCUAAUGAAAGUGGAAUCCCAGCACAUGUCCUCCUUUAUAAAGGUGAACACGGUGAAACUUUGCAAGAUUGUGGAAUCAAUGAGGAGACAACUGUGCCCUUUUCUUUGUCCUCACUCCCCGAUGAGAAUCAGGACAACAUGGAAUUCUUCUUGAAUGAUGUUGUACCCUCAGUGCAACAAACCCGGAAAGGACUCAGUGCUUUCUUUUCUUCACUAUAUACCGUUAAAGUUCAACAUUCUGGGGAGGGAUUCAAGAAAGUGAAUGCGUACAUUCGAAAGCUCAGUGGAUGUAAUCCCCUGGCACAAAGUUUGUAUCAGCUGUUGUGCAGAAAUGAAAGUGGAAGUAGGACCCAGAAGAUUGCCAUUGUUGAGGGAUUGUACACUCUCUUCAGAGAGCUGUUGCCAAGCCUCGAUAAAAAAAGAGGUGACAAGAUCAUUGAAGACCCUGACGUGUUUGAGAAUGCACCAGUUUGCUGGGCCUACCUGAUAUCUAAAGCAGAGGUAUGCCAGAAAGAGAGUUCACAACAUGAGGUCUUUGCACCGAUAUGUUUGACCUCUCAACCAGGAGUGCGCUUCUGCGACCCAGUUCAAGUACCUGGACUACCAGAUGUCUUUGAAAGAGAGUAUGUCCUACAGAAAAUUAAAGAUGGAGAAAGAAUCCCAAACUGCUCUGCUGAGAUCCUGACAGAAACUUCAAUGUGGAGAGCUACCGAUGUCGAAAAGAUUUUACUCAGUCUGCCUCCAUCCAUCAAAACAUUCCCUGUUUGGGUUUCAUAUGGACUUGUGACUGGUCAAAACUUUCAGAUCAAACUAGAUGAGACAUUUGCCAAGAUGACUGAAGAAUUGAAUGCUUACCCUCACCUGACAGUCACUCCACCACUGCAGUUGAAGGAUGUAGGAGUGGAUGGGCCACGUCUGGUUCUUUUGAAAGAAGAUAACCUGGGUGUUUACAUUGAAAAAUCCAAAAGAUCUCCUCAGGAUUUCGUUGUUUUCGAUUGCUUAGCUGGGAAAAACAAAACUUUGAAUGUGGACGAAUUGGCACAUGAAAUAAGAGACACCAGAAGUGACCAGACUUUCAUGACCACCAGGACUCCUAAAGAGGCAAUAUUGGUGGUAGUGGAUUCAAGCUCCUCCAUGAACGAGACAUGCUAUGAUUCAGAUGACAAAAUGACACGGUUGGAUGCAAUCAAACAGCUGUUUGAUAACUUCACAACUAGAAGCAUGGCUUACGAUUUCCAUCAUGUCAUUGGCUUGGUGAAGUUUGACUCAUCAGUUAAGACUCUCCACACAUUUACAGAGACUCUGGAGACCUUUAAGGAGCACAUACACAAUCUUAAGGCAAAUGGACGCACUGUGCUGUAUGAUGCCUUGAAUCAUGGCACAUCUGAACUGGAAAAAGUUGGAAAGCAAUUUCCAGACUGCAGACUUCGCAUCAUAUGUCUCACAGAUGGGAAUGAUGUGGGGUCAAAGACAAAACCAGAUGAAGUCACAACCAAGUUGAUACGCUUUAACAUUAUUGUUGAUGCCAUCGUUGUCGGAAAGGUGGAUAACCACAUGCUCCAUGGAAUCAGCAAUGCAACAGGAGGGUGCUGUUUCAAACCAGAAACAGGUACAGCUGGUCUGAAGCUCUUUGAAAUGGAAACAGUUCUAUCUUUGGAGAUGAGGAAGCCUAAGGAAAAAAUGAACCCAUCCUCCAUUACGAGCAAGAGUGUUUUAACUUCUCUCUUCGCCAAAAAUGGCUAUGAUGAGCAGCCAGAGGUUUCUCUACCAAGUAAAUUAAACAGUAAAGUCACUGUGACAGAGAAUUCAUUGAAAAAGAACAUCAAGGAAUCCAAGAGCAGUCGGUUUUUGGAGAAGGACAAACGCAUUCUGGAAGAGCUGAAGAGUCUGCAUUGUGACCCACAUCCAUUCUGCACAGUUUUGCCAUUAGAGUCAGACUUCACGUUUUGGAAGAUUCUCAUGCAAGGCCCCCCUGAUACACCUUAUGAGAAUGGAGCCUUUGAACUGUACUGUCAGUUUGGUGCUGAGUACCCUGUCAAACCUCCACUUGUGCGCUUUGUCACACCUGUGUACCACUGCAACGUAAACAAUGUGGGACGUAUCUGCCACAACAUAUUUGACCGCAACUACUCGGCUAACAUAACCAUGAGAGAGAUCUUGGAUGCUGUGUAUGGCCUGCUCAUCGUCCCUGAACCUGAAGAUCCACUGGACAGUAUUUUGGCAGAGGAAUUCCUAACCAGCAGAGAAAAAUAUGAACAAGAGGCCAAGAAAAACACAGAGGAAACUGCAGGCAAUUCAAUGAAUGACAUGGAACAGAAAUUGGUGGGUGAAGAGUUGACUAAGAAGUUCACUCCCUCACAUCUAAUUUGUCCGCUAUCCAAGAAGAUGUUCAUUGAUCCAGUUAAAAACAAGGAUGGAACAGUUUAUGAGCGAAAGGACAUUGAGAAACAUCUACAAAUGCAAAGGACUGAUCCAAAAACAAAUAAACUUCUAAGACGAACUGACCUCAAGCCAGACACAACCAUGCAGAAAAUGGUGAGGGAGCACCGCAGAAAGGAGUAUAUGGAGACAAGUGUUUGAAAACACAACAUGGCAGCCAAAAUGUCUUCCUGUCGAAUGCAUUUUUGGGAGAAACACGAUGAUGGUGAGGGAAGUGUUACCCAUUGGGUUAUUGAAUGGUAUGAGAUGUUCCAGAGGGCCUUCAUCUAUGUGGGGGUUUUAUCUAUGCACUUCAUGGGUAAACCAGAUAAGAUUUAUAUUAUGCUAAUUUUCUGUUAAUCUCUGUUAUUAAUCAAGAGCAUUUUUUUUUAUGUUAAAAUUAGUUGUGUAUCACAGUUGUCAUUAGACUGUUGUGAUAAUCAGAUAUCUAGGAGAUUCCCAAUAUCUUAAUAUAAUGACAUGGGUUACUUUUAAAUAUGCUGUUAAGCCAAAUUCAAUGAUUCAAGGUCGAGGGCCCACAUUAAUGAUGGUGUUUUCAGUAGUUUACUUUAAUUCAACUUAACACAGUGAUUUAAAGAGGCAAUCUGAAGUUCAGACAAUAACAAAGAGGACACCCCGCCACUGAUAUCGUAAACAGCUGAGGGAUGGUGCUGGAGGUACGUAACCACUCUCAAAUUCAUGGACAGAGCUAUGGAUGCAUAUACUGACCAUCCAUGAUAUCAAAAGCAUAGUUUUAACCUUGUUUGAAGGCAAUGCUGUGUUUGUUUACACGUACAUUGUUUACAAACAACGGUGUAAAAAAAGCUUAUAAUUUGGGUUCUGACGGGGUAUGACAAUUGAACUAAGCACAUGAGGCAUUUUUACGUUGUUUUCCUCAAGAAUCAAUGGCUAUAUGUGACUAAUUUCAGGAAACUAGGCGCAUGUCGCGCGCCACUACUUCACAGGAGAGCCAUUUGAACGUAAACCUUUUUUUGGGGGGGGCAGAAAUACCUUCUGGAACAUGUGAACUUUUAUGUGCCUUAACAACAAACUUUUAUGCCAUUUAUAAAUACGAAAUAAAAUUGUUAAACCUCUUAA